Molecule: messenger RNA, 4985 nt
Organism: Fundulus heteroclitus (mummichog)
Lineage: Eukaryota; Metazoa; Chordata; Actinopteri; Cyprinodontiformes; Fundulidae
Gene: dgkzb
Product: diacylglycerol kinase, zeta b
Exons: 33
Coding region: 1333-4173 (946 amino acids)
Biological process (GO): regulation of synaptic transmission, glutamatergic; diacylglycerol metabolic process; intracellular signal transduction
Cellular component (GO): nucleus
Molecular function (GO): ATP-dependent diacylglycerol kinase activity; protein binding
Source: RefSeq, a predicted model, not a curated record
GAGACUCACGGAGCAGGAAGCGGGCGACACGUGGUCCAGGUUCCUCCUCGGCUGCUCGCAACAACGUUUCCUGGACAAAGUUUAACGUGAAGGGCUUCCAGGUCGGAGUCGGUGCAAAAAACCAGCAGACGACAAGGAUUUAAAGUGAAAGAGGGAUGGAGAUGUCGGGUCCUGCAGGAUCUGGGAUCAUUUUGGAUCAUUUUGGAUCCUUCUGUGUCCCUCUGGGAACUUUAGAGUCAGAAUCUAUGUGAAUCUGGUGAAACCCGCUUUUUGCGCCUCUUCUUGUUCGUUGCGUCCAUUUGAGGCUCAUUUCUCCAACCUCAUGUUUGAUCUUUGUUUGUUUCAGAUCUUUUUGCAGUUUAAUAUAUGGUUAUUUUCCAUCUUCUCUGUUGUAACUUUGCCUUUGUGUAGCUUUCUGCGGCUGUUUCUUGCAGUACAAAGUCCCCGUGUACGUGUCCUUCCAUUCUGCUUGUUUUGUUGCAGUUUUCUCUGCAUCCCAAUUUUUCACCAUGCACCUCUUUGCAAUGAUUUGGAGCUUGUUUGGCUUCCUACUGGGUUGGUUCUUCUGGGUUCUUUGGACAUUUUGCUGCUUCUUUGUGGACUUUCUUGGUCUUUCUUUGCUGUUUUUUCUUUUAGUGGUUUUAUUUUACUUUGUCACCGUUUGAAUGUUGUUUUCUUGGUCCUCUUGUGUCUCACAGUCGUAAAUCCUCAUUUGUUUCUUGAGGCUUUGAAUCUCCUACCGGCUAAGUUGUCCAUCUGCCAGAGCUAGAAGCGUCUGGAAGACGUUUGGGUCAGCCGCUGACUGGUCUUUGAGCUUCAGACUCAGGAUAUCCACCCGAUGUGUUUUGGUUGGAGGCCUGGAAAGCAGCAGGUAGCCGUGGCUUUAAUUACAGUUGUUGUUGUUGGUGUCACAGCGGCGAUGACAGCUUCCUGUCGUCGUGCUGAUUCUCCUGUGGAGUGAAGGCACACUUCCUGUGAGGGAUUUAUAAUUCAUGUUCCCUGCAGGUGAGCAGGGAUCGGGUGGUUCUGUAACAUGAAGAGCUCUUUAUUCAGUCUGGAUUAGCCAAGCAGUCCGUAAUUAUCGGCUGAUGGGGGGGCUUUGACCUCCAGGAGGAGUUAGACCGACCUCCUGUUUCCAUCCUGAAGCAGGCGGAAGAACCUGAACAUUCAGGGGGAAAUCUGCAGACAAAUGAAGUCCAGUCAGGUUGCACACCCUGCAAGACUAUAUUUGUCCCAAAACUGCACCGUGUGCCUUAGGAUAGGAAGAAAGAAACGUGAAAGAAGAGUCAAAAAAGAGGAGAAAGGAGCCGCCUGGUCGUCCGCUCUGCUGAGAUGAAAGCCAUCGCCAAGUCGGGCCUGCAGCACGCCGCGACUCAGCCCCACGUGUCCGGACAGACGGACUCUCUGCAGCCCAGCAGCACAAUCGACUGGAGCGAGAACGCCCAGUACGGAGAACACAUCUGGUUCGAGGCCAGUGCUUCUGGAGACUUCUGUUAUGUUGGAGAGCAGUUCUGCGUGGCCAAGUCUCUGCAAAAGUCUGUACCAAGGAAGAAAUGUGCUGGAUGCAAGAUAUCGGUGCACGUCAUGUGCAUGGAGCAGCUGGAGAAGAUUAACUUCAGGUGCAAACCGUCGUUCAGGGAACCGGCGUCUCGAGCCGUCCGUGAGGCCAACGUCGUUCGGCAUCACUGGGUCCACAGGAGACGGCAGACUGGGAAGUGUCGGCAGUGUGGGAAGGGCUUCCAGCAGAAGUUUACAUUUCACAGCAAAGAGAUCGUAGCCAUCAGCUGCUCGUGGUGCAAACAGGCGUAUCACAACAAGGUGUCGUGCUUCAUGCUGCAGCAGAUCGAGGAGUGCUGCUCCCUGGGAGCGCACGCCGCCGUCAUCAUCCCUCCCACGUGGAUCAUCAGAGUCCGCAAGCCGCAGACGUCUCUGAAAUCCAGUAAAAAGAAGAAACGGACGUCGCUGAAGUGCAACAAGGCGGCCAAGAAGGGAGCAGAGGUCCAAGAUGGCCGCUGGAAGCCCUUCCUGGUCAAGCCCCUCCCCUCCCAGCUCAUGAAGCCCCUGCUGGUGUUUGUUAAUCCAAAGAGUGGCGGGAAUCAGGGAGCGAAGAUCAUCCAGUCGUUCAUGUGGUACCUGAACCCUCGGCAGGUUUUCGACCUGACCAAAGGAGGACCCAGAGAGGGCCUGGAACUGUACGCCAAAGUUCCCAACCUGAGGAUCCUGGCCUGCGGCGGCGACGGCACGGUGGGAUGGAUCCUGUCGGUGCUGGACCAGCUGAAGCUCCGCCCCCAGCCUCCGGUCGCCAUCCUUCCUCUGGGGACGGGCAACGACCUGGCCAGGACUCUCAACUGGGGAGGGGGCUACACCGACGAACCCAUCACAAAGAUCCUGUCACAUGUGGAGGACGGGAACAUCGUCCAACUGGAUCGAUGGAACCUGAACGUGGAGGCGAACCCCGAGGCUCGACCCGAGGAGAGAGACGAACAGCAGACGGACAAGCUUCCCAUUGACGUCUUCAACAACUACUUCAGUCUGGGCUUCGACGCUCAUGUCACGCUGGGCUUCCACGAAUCCAGAGAGGCCAACCCGGAGAAGUUCAACAGCCGCUUCAGGAAUAAGAUGUUCUAUGCUGGGACGGCCUUCUCGGACUUCCUGAGCGGCAGCUCUAAAGACCUCGCCAAACACAUCAGAGUGGUGUGUGACGGUACCGACCUGACAACCAAAAUCCAGGAGAUGAAGCUGCAGUGCCUCCUCUUCCUCAACAUUCCCAGGUACUGUGCAGGCACCACACCGUGGGGGAACCCCAGCGAGAGUCAAGACUUUGAACCUCAGCGGCACGACGACGGCUGCAUCGAGGUCAUCGGCUUCACCAUGACUUCUCUGGCAACGCUGCAGGUGGGCGGUCACGGCGAGCGUCUUCACCAGUGUAAAGAGGUGACCCUCACCACCUUCAAGUCCAUCCCCAUGCAAGUGGAUGGCGAGCCCUGCAAGCUGGCGCCAUCCAUCAUCCGCAUCAACCUGCGGAGCCAGGCCAACAUGGUCCAGAAGGCCAAGAGGAGGAUCUCCAUGCCGCAUUUGAAUGACCAGCAGCCGAUCCCUGAGAAGCUGCAGAUCACGGUGAACCGGAUCAGCAUGGCGGCGUACGAGGCUCUGCAUUACGACAAGGACCAGCUGAAGGAGGCCUCGGCGCCCCUGGGAGUCAUCACCGUCCCCGGAGACAGCGACCUAGAGAUGUGCCGGCUCCACAUCGAGCGUCUCCAGGACAACCUGGACCAGGACCAGGAGCAGGACACAGAACAGGACGGAGAGAGGAUGAAAGGAGAGAUCCUGUCCUCCCAAAAGCUCUCCAUGAACUGGUGUUUCCUGGACUGCACGACUGCGGAUCGGUUCUACAGGAUCGAUCGGGCUCAGGAGCACCUGAACUACGUGACGGACAUCUGCCAGGAGGAGCUGUACAUCCUGGACCCGGAGCUGGUGGGGAAGGAGACGGUGGGCACCUCCCCCAGCAUGCCGGACCAGUUCUCCUUCCCCUGCUCCCCCUCUUCGCCCACCUCUCCCACGGUGAGGGACGGGCAGAGAAAGAGGAUCUCCAGCGACAGCUCGGUGUCGGAGGCUCUGACCCAGACCUCGCCUAAAACCACUCUGCAAAGGAGGGGGGCAAAGAUUAUCAGUGUCGAUCGCUCCGCUUCGACGGCGGCUGAUCUCAGACCAGCUGCUAGAUCUUCCACUGCUACCUCACAGGACCCUGAAAAAGAUGCAGAGCUGAUCAGCUGCGUCAAGAAGGAGAACCUGAGCAGGCUGACCGAGCUCCACCAGCAGGGGGCGGGCCUGGUGCUGCAGGACGCAGACGGCUGCACACUGCUGCAUCACGCCGUCCAGACCGGCAGCAAAGACAUCGUCAAGUACCUCAUUGAGAACGUGCCCACCACCCACCUGGACCUCACAGAGACGGAGACAGGAGAGACGGCGCUCCAUAAAGCCGCCACCCUCUGUCAGAGGAGCAUCUGUCACUUCCUGGUGGAGGCGGGGGCGUCGCUCAUGAAGACGGACCUGCAGGGUGACACGCCCAAACAUCGUGCCGCAAAGGCCAACGACCAGGAACUGGCCAACUACCUGGAGAACUGCCAACAUUACCAGAUGAUCCAGAGAGAGGACCAGGAGACGGCGGUGUGACACGGACCCUAAACGCCUUUCUCUUCCCAGUUCUGUUGGGCUUGUUUGUUCUCGUUAGUCUCCACAGAGCCCAGUCUGUCGGAAUGUAAACAGAUCAGAUCCUCUCUGCUGUCAGCGGCGGGGGACGGACGGAUUGCUCUUUGUGUUUCUUUUUCUUUUUUUUGUGCUUUAACUGAUGAGAGACGAGGCGUCUUGAUGAACCCAGUUUCCUGAAGAACCCCCUCUGUUCUGCGGCCAAACUGAGCAACACAAAAAGGCUUGUGGACACUAAAUCAAACUCAAACUAGUUUUUAUUUUUUGGGCCACAAGGACGAACACAGAGAGCGACGCAGCUGCUGAUGAAGCAACAGUGACGGCGUUCAUGUUCCUGCAGCUUUCAUAUCCAAUAAAGCAAAAUGUGUCUUCUGUUAAGCUUCUAGUGACCUUUUGGGUGUUCGCUGCAGACAAAUAAAUGUUUGAAUAUUUAAUGUAGACAGCGAUGAAUUUAAAUAUUUAUGAUCAGAUUGUAGAGAUAAACUCACUUUGGCUGUAAUCUGAGUUUUUUGAUGUUUUACUUGUCUGUUACAGAGGUUUAAUGCCAGCGGCAGCCGGGCGCUUUCAUUUUGGAGGUCUGUGGACUGUAAAUACUCGCGAAGCCCGUUAGUUUGUCAAAGAGAAGCUGAAGCCAGAUUCUGCCAAAGCCUGUAUGAUUAUAACGAGCUUCUACAUCAGUCAGGAGAUUCUUAUCACUGUAUGAUAUUCAUGUAAGGAUUGUUUGGUUUCAUCAUUUCUGAGUGACCUGCAAUAAAGCAUGUCGGCAACAAAAUGAUUAA